This is a messenger RNA of Erinaceus europaeus (western European hedgehog), 3326 nucleotides long. RefSeq names its product insulin receptor substrate 2 (gene IRS2). Gene Ontology annotation, molecular function: insulin receptor binding; phosphatidylinositol 3-kinase binding. Lineage: Eukaryota; Metazoa; Chordata; Mammalia; Eulipotyphla; Erinaceidae. The coding region runs from base 3 to 3290 and encodes 1095 amino acids. The record is from RefSeq and is a predicted model, not a curated record. Gene Ontology annotation, biological process: insulin receptor signaling pathway. Gene Ontology annotation, cellular component: cytosol; plasma membrane. The transcript has a single exon.
CCAUGGCCAGCCCCCCCGGGGCCCCCGCGGCCGCCGACGGCCCGAACCUCAACAACAACAACAACAGCCGGCAGGGCGUGCGCAAGUGCGGCUACCUGCGCAAACUGCGCCACGGCCACAAGCGCUUCUUCGUGCUGCGCGCGCCCGCGGGCGGCGGGGACGCGGACGGGGGCGGGGGCGGGGGCGCGCCGCGCCUGGAGUACUACGAGAGCGAGAAGAAGUGGCGCAGCAAGGCGGCCGCGCCCAAGCGGGUGAUCGCGCUCGACUGCUGCCUGAACGUGCACAAGCGCGCCGACGCCAAGCACAAGUACCUGGUGGCGCUCUACACCCGCGACGAGUACUUCGCCGUGGCGGCCGACAGCGAGCAGGAGCAGGACGGCUGGUACCGGGCGCUGGCGCAGCUGCUGGGCGAGACCCGCGCGCAGGCCGAGCCGCCCCCCGGAGCCCCCCGCCACGCGCACCCCGGGGCGGCCGGCAGCGCGCCCCUGCCCGGCGCGCUGGGCCCCGACGACGCGCCCGCCUACCGCGAGGUGUGGCAGGUGACCCUGAAGCCCAAGGGGCUGGGCCAGAGCCGCCACCUGACGGGCGUGCACCGCCUGUGCCUGUCGGCGCGCACCGUGGGCUUCGUGCGCCUCAACUGCGAGCAGCCGGCCGUCACGCUGCAGCUCAUGAGCAUCCGGCGCUGCGGCCACUCGGACAGCUUCUUCUUCAUGGAGGUGGGGCGCUCGGCCGCCACGGGCCCCGGCGAGCUGUGGAUGCAGGCGGACGACGCGGUGGUGGCGCAGAACAUCCACGAGACCAUCCUGGAGGCCAUGAAGGCGCUCAAGGAGCUGUGCGAGUUCCGGCCGCGCAGCAAGAGCCAGUCGUCGGCCACGCACCCCAUCAGCGUGCCGGGGGCGCGGCGCCACCACCACCCGGUGCACCUGCCGCCCAGCCAGACGGGGCUGCCGCGCCGCUCGCGCAACGACGGGCUGGCCGCCACGCCGCCCGCCCACCCCGCCGGGGCCCCCCGGGCGCGCACGGCCAGCGAGGGCGACGGGGCGGCGGGGAGCCCGGUCAGUCCGGGCCCGGGGCGCGCAGCCCUGGGCCGCUCGCACACGCUGGGCGCCGGCCGGGGGUUCGCGCCGCCGCCACCGCACGUGGCGCCCUCGCCUCCCCCGCACCCCGGGGCCCCGCGGCCGUCCAGCGGCAGCGCCUCCGCCUCGGCCUCCGCCUCGGGCUCGCCCAGCGACGCGGGCUGCAUGUCGCAGGACGAGUACGGCUCCAGCCCCGGGGCCCCGCCGGGGAGCCGCACCCCAGAGUCGGGGUCCGGGACGCCCCCCGCGACGGCCGAGCUGGCGGGCUACGUGAGCAUGGACAGGCCGGCGCCGGGCCGCGGGGCCGGGGACUGGGAACGCGCCCUGCACCGGCCCCGCACCUGCUCGCUGAGCGCGCCCGCCCGCCAGCGCCCCGUCCCGCCGCAGCCCGCGUCCGCCUCCCUGGACGAGCGCACGCUGCUCCGCGCCGCGCUGGCCCGCAGCCCCGGACACCCGCGCGCGCCCGCGUCCUCGCCGCGCCUGGCCUACCCGGAGGACUAUGGCCACGUGGAGAUCGGGCCCGGCCGCGCCCCGCACGACGGCUACGUGCCCAUGACGCCGGGCGCCGCGCUGCUGGCGGGCGCGGGGGGCGGCGACUACGUGCCCAUGAGCCCCAUGAGCCCCACCAGCCCCACCAGCCCCACCAGCGUGUCGGCGCCCAAGCUCAUCCUGCAGCCCCGCGGCCUGGCCGGAGCCCCGCAGGCCGCCGACAGCUCCCCGGACGACGGCCGCUACGUGCGCAUGUGGUGCGGCGCCCGCCUGUGGGUGGACGGCGCCCGGGCCGGCGGGGACUACCUCAACAUGUCCCCCGGUGACGCGGGGACCCCGCCGGACUCCGCCGAGCCGCCCCGCGGCCCCCCAGGCUUUGGCCACGGCCACGGCCACGGCCCCGGCUCGCUGCCCCGCGCCGCCAAGGCCGCGGCCCUGUGCAACGGGGACACCGACCAGUACGUGCUCAUGAGCUCGCCCGUGGGCCGCAUCCUGGAGGAGGAGGACGGGCCCGAGCCGGGCCCCCGCGCCGGACAGGCCGGACAGGCCUCCGGGAGGCCGCUGCGCGCAGACGGGCUGGGCCCCGUGCGCCCCCGGCCCGUGCGCCCCACGCGCUUGGCGCUGGACGCGCCGCCCCGCCCGCCCUGCGCGUCUGAGCCCCGCAGCCCCGGCGAGUACAUCCACAUCGACUUCGGGGAGCCCGCCUCGGCCGCGUCGUCCAGCCCGCUGCUGGCCGGCAGCCCCGCGUCGUCGCUCGGCUCGGGGACCCCGGGCACCAGCGGCGACAGUCGCCUGCGCUCCCCGCUGUCCGACUACAUGAACCUGGACCCCAGCCUGAGCUCACCUCGGUCGCCCCGGCCCGGCCGCCCCGGGGACCACCCCCUGGGCUCGCCCGACGCCCUGCUUUCCCCCGACGCGGCCUCCCCGUGUCCUCCGCUGCCCCCGCGGCCGCCCACCCAAUGUGCCCGUGACGAGCCCGGGGACGGCGACGGCGACUACACCGAGAUGGCCCUGGGGGUGGCGGCCGCUCCCUCGCGGCCCGAGCUGUCCGGCCCCGUGCUGGCCGCCAAGCGCCGCAGCCUCAAAGAACAGGUGUCGGGCGUGGAGGCCUUCCUGCAGGCGGGGGCCCCCGACCCGCACCGCGGCGCCAAGGUCAUCCGCGCCGACCCCCAGGGCGGCCGGCGCCGCCACAGCUCCGAGACCUUCUCGUCCACCACCACAGUGACCCCCGUGUCGCCCUCCUUCGCCCACACCCCCAAGCGCCCCAACUCGGCCUCCGUGGAAAACGUGUCUCUCCGGAAAAGCAGUGAAGGCGGCGCGGCCCCGGGUGCGGGUGACGAGCCCCCCGCGUCCCCCCGCCACCUGCAGCCGGGGCGGCCCUGGACGGCGGGCCAGCUCGGGGGUCUGGGGGCCGCCCCCAUGCGCAGGGAGACGUCCUCCGGCUUCCAGAACGGCCUCAACUACAUCGCCAUCGACGUGCGGGAGCAGGUGGCCCCGCACCCUGCGGACAGGGCGGCCUGGGGCAGGACCCGCAGCCUGGGCGGCCUCAUGGGCACCAUGGGGGCCGGCGGCGCAACAGGUGGUUGCGGGGGCCCGGGCUCCGGUGCGGGCAGCUACGCCAGCAUCGACUUCCUGGCACAUCACCUCAAGGAGGCGGCUGUGGUCAAAGGUGAGCCGGGGACCCCGGAGAGGGGACCACUGGGGAGGGGACGGGGUCAAAGGUGAGCCAGGGACCACCUGUGCAGGCCGGGGCUGGGUGGG